AUGACUUCUCAGCAGCCCUUCCCGAAAGAUGACUUCUGUAUCUACUAUGUCCUCGGAGAACGUGCAGAUGACUAUACCAUCCCCGUGAAUGAGGCUGAUGAGAACCAGCCCCACCUGCAAGGUGUGACUGGUCUGCGGAACCUGGGCAACACGUGCUACAUGAAUGCCAUCUUACAGUGUCUCAGCAGCAUCUCGCCGCUGGUGGAAUACUUUCUCUCCGGAAAGUAUAUUACUGCUCUUCAAAAGAGCUGCAGUGAGGUGGCCACUGCUUUUGCCUAUCUGAUGACAGACAUGUGGCUUGGAGACUCAGACUGUGUCUCACCAGAAAUAUUUUGGUCAGCUCUCGGAAACAUCUACCCAGCAUUUAUGAAAAAGACACAGCAGGAUGCGCAAGAAUUCCUGAUUUGUGCCCUGAAUGAACUUCAUGAAGCGCUGAAAAAGUAUCACCAAAGAAGAUCAUAUGAGAAAGGAUCUACUCAAAGAUGCUGCAGGAAGGUGAUUACCAACGAGUCCUCCAUCAUCACCCGGCUGUUUGAAGGGCAGCUCAGUUAUGGCAUCAUCUGUCUAAAGUGUGAGAACUGCACCCAUAAGAGUGAAAUCUUCACAGUCCUCUCCCUCCCCAUUCCAUCUGAGUAUGAAUGCUCUCUUCAGGACUGCCUCCAGUGUUUUUUUCAACAAGACACACUGACCUGGAAUGACCAAAUUCAUUGCUCUGUUUGUGAAGCCAAGCAAGUAACAGCAGUGAGGGCCAGUCUGUCCAAAGCACCAAAAAUAAUUAUUUUUCAUUUAAAAAGGUUUGACAUUCAGGGUACAAUGAAAAGAAAACUGAGAACGGAUAUUCAUUACCCACUCACCAACUUGGACCUCACUCCUUAUAUUCAUCCAGUUUUUCGGAAACAUCCUAAAUACAACCUCUGUGGAGUAGUGAACCACUUUGGUGACCUGGAUGGUGGCCACUACACUGCUUUCUGCAAGAACUCAGUUUCCCAGGCCUGGUACAGCUUUGAUGACACACGCAUCAGCAAGAUUCCAAAAACUUCAGUUCAAACUGCUACAGCGUAUCUCCUGUUCUAUAGCUGCCAGCCCUUUUCUAUACCUAUACAAAAAUGCAAGAGCUAG
Molecule: messenger RNA, 1119 nt
Organism: Orycteropus afer afer
Lineage: Eukaryota; Metazoa; Chordata; Mammalia; Tubulidentata; Orycteropodidae
Gene: USP50
Product: ubiquitin specific peptidase 50
Exons: 7
Coding region: 1-1119 (372 amino acids)
Biological process (GO): endosome organization; protein K48-linked deubiquitination; protein K63-linked deubiquitination
Cellular component (GO): extrinsic component of endosome membrane; dendritic spine; postsynaptic density
Molecular function (GO): cysteine-type deubiquitinase activity
Source: RefSeq, a predicted model, not a curated record